Messenger RNA from Eurypyga helias (sunbittern), 720 nucleotides. It is a transcript of the gene ECHDC3, whose product is annotated as enoyl CoA hydratase domain containing 3. Gene Ontology annotation, cellular component: mitochondrion. Gene Ontology annotation, molecular function: hydro-lyase activity. The record is from RefSeq and is a predicted model, not a curated record. NCBI's taxonomy places the organism in Eukaryota, Metazoa, Chordata, Aves, Eurypygiformes, Eurypygidae.
GAACUAACUGACCACUUUCUUCUGUGCAUGCAGGUUAUGACUUUAAUCCAGAAACUUCCAGUGCCAGUGAUUGCCAAAGUAAAUGGCUUGGCUACAGCAGCAGGCUGUCAGCUUGUGGCAAGCUGCGACAUUGCAGUGGCAAGUGAGAAAUCUCAAUUUGCUACUCCUGGAGUAAACAUUGGACUGUUUUGCUCCACACCAGCUGUGGCCUUGGGCAGAUCUCUUCCAAGAAAGGUGGCAUUAGAGAUGCUACCGCUCUCUGCCCAAGAAGCAUUAAUGCACGGCCUUGUCAGCAAGGUGGUCCCAGAGGACAAGCUGGAAGAAGAGACCAUGAAAAUCUCUCACAAGAUAUGUGAAAGCAGCAAAUCCGUCCUGGCACUGGGGAAAGCCACCUUUUACAGACAGAUGACACAGGACCUUGAUACUGCUUACAAACUGACUGCUCAGGUCAUGGUAGACAACUUGACUUUGAGAGAUGGGCAGGAAGGUAUUGAAGCCUUUAUUCAGAAACGUAAGCCUGUCUGGUCACACUCUCAGGAUGAGAAGAAAUGAAUCCUGUUUCUGAGCUGACCUUAGCUGUGCUUCGUGACUCUUCACACAUUUGCCUUCAGGAGUUAUAUUUUUGUUCCGACUGAAAAUUAAAUUUCUCUUCUUACACGUGCCAAAGACACAAUAAAUUUAUUCUAAGUAUAUAAUAAAUGUUAAGAAAAAUCAAACCAA